GAUCUUUCAUUACAAGUACGUCUCCAUCAAGUAUGGCAUUCGAACAGAAAGGUCGUCCCGGUGGGGAGUGCGAGUCCCCCAAUCUAGUCGAAGACUCUCUAGACUGGGAUAUUCCCAUAUACCCCGCCGGCGACGAGGCUAGCCUUCAUAUUCGCAAUGACCCCAACGACCCGUACCAGCGCGACCGGAUCAUCCACCGACCAGGAAAGGUGCAUAUCGGGUGCACACACGCAGACGUCGUGCAUGGCUAUCUAACUCCCGAUUGUAAUGACCUAUACACGCUGAUUGUUCUUGAUUUCCGCUUCCAUCCCAACGGGAUCGCUCGACGAAUCAAGGAGGCCUGGGUGAAGAUCAAGUUUGCAGGAAUGGAAAUGGGCCGUCCCGACCCAGAAGUGGUCCAGAUCUGCCCCGAUGGCCUGUUCUGUGUGGAGCCAACAAGGCAGAACGAACAGCUCGUCAAGGGCGCGGGCUUGAAUAUCGGCGGGGGCGUGACUGGCGCGCAGGUUGGGGGCGAUUGCAGGUUGGAAAGGAUCGUGGAGCGGGAGACGGUGCAUCACACGCGGGUUCGGGGAUCCAUUGACCUGACUCGCAACUAUGGGCCGGACGAUGCGGUCUCGUGGACUCUGCUGGAGAACCCCACGACAAAGACUGGGGUUGUGUCGAGCCUUCGAGGCGUCAUCUUGUUGAAGAGAAAGUCGAUGGAGCGUUUCAAGGCAAGGGUGACCUUGAAGGCCAAGGUGGACACUGCCACCACGAUUGGGUCGAUGUUCGAAAAUGAUCCGGAGGAUGAUGAUGUUUGGUAUGAUCCCAAUAAGGCUCCUACCAAUCGGCUUCACAAAUAUGACGUGGACAGCCUGAAAGAGGUGGAUCUCGAAUCGCUCUCCAAGGUGAUCUUCCGACAAGAUUUAGACCCAAACGAGGAUGGAAAAUAGCUUCGGACAUGAGUGAGGCUGGCGGCAAGCGUGCACCAGGGGGGAAAAGUAGAUCACGCAUGUUCCCUAAUUAGGAAAUCGAGGCUGUAUUGUAUGCAACUAUGUGGGCAGAUCACACGGAUUGUGCCCGCUCCACAUAUUAUGCAUGAACAUGUCUACCCAUCACAAACAUGCAACCAGGAUCUCUGGAGUAGCAUUCAGCCUGAAAUCGAAUCGUUGUUUCUUUACCGAUGAGGGUUCUUGUUUCUUACAACCAGAAAAAUCAUUCGCAUAUGAGGUAUCUCUCUUGGAUUGAACUGGACAGACACUUUUAUCGUUAUUGCGGAAUUCUCGCAGUGAAACCCGAGAAUCAUGGGAGGGCUUCAUAUGGUCAAAGAACCAUCCGACCCCGAGAACCGGAUCGAGUACAGUUGCCAUCCAC
This is a messenger RNA of Aspergillus wentii DTO 134E9, 1353 nucleotides long. RefSeq lists its product as uncharacterized. The transcript has a single exon. The coding region runs from base 33 to 932 and encodes 299 amino acids. The record is from RefSeq and is a predicted model, not a curated record. NCBI's taxonomy places the organism in Eukaryota, Fungi, Ascomycota, Eurotiomycetes, Eurotiales, Aspergillaceae.